Messenger RNA from Dictyostelium discoideum AX4, 1740 nucleotides. RefSeq lists its product as hypothetical. NCBI's taxonomy places the organism in Eukaryota, Evosea, Eumycetozoa, Dictyosteliales, Dictyosteliaceae. The record is from RefSeq and is a predicted model, not a curated record. The transcript has 4 exons. The coding region runs from base 1 to 1740 and encodes 579 amino acids.
AUGGAGUUCCAUUAUGAAUCCAUGUUUUCAAAUAAUAAAGACACUGAAGACAAUAACAAUAGCAACAACAAUAAUAAUAACAGCAGCAACAAUAAUUCCACCAAUAGCGAUUUUUCACUCCCAAGCUUUUCCACAGGAUUUUGGGGAUCUUUUUCAUCCAUAGUUGAUACAGUCAAACAAAAGUCUGUUUCCUUAAAAAAAAAAAAAAAAAAAAAAAAAAAAAAUUUUAAAAGUUCAGAGGAUAUUAUAAAUGUUUAUAAAGAAGAUUUCCAAGAAUUUGGAUCUAAUUUAACUAUAAAUAGCGAACAACAACAACAAAACAAUGAUGAAAAAAAGAUAACAAUUGUAGAAGAUGGUUCAGAUGUUGAGGAAGAUAAGCAUGAUUCAGUUAUAGGUUUAUUUAGUUCACCAAUUCUUUCAAAUAUUUCAAAAGUAAAGAGUAAAAUUUCAAGUGGUAUUUCAAAUUUUAUUACCGAAUAUCCAACUGCAAAUUCCUCUGAAAUUAAUAAUAACAAUAAUAAUAAUAAUAAUAAUAAUAAUAAUAAUAAUAAUAAUAAUAAUUAUAAUAAUAAUAAUAAUAAUAAUAACAACAACAACAAUAUUAAAAAUGGUGUUGGUAAUGAUAGCAAUGACAGUAGCGACGAUGAGGAAGAUAAUGAUGAUCUUUCACUUCAACCGUCAUUAAUUGGUGAUUCUUUCGAUUAUAUCCCAUCCGCAAUAACAACAAAUACAACUAAAAAUAAGAAGAGAACAACAACAACAACAACAACAACUAAUACCUCAACAGCAACAAUAACAACAACAACAACAUCACCAACAUUCUCUCUUAAUGACACUAUUAAUAAUAGUGAUAAAUUUGAAAAAUCUGAAAUUGAAUUUUACUUGAAUGAUCCAAUAAAUCCAAAAUACAAUGAAUUUAAGAAAUCAUUUGUCAUUUCAAAAAAUCAAUCCAAAAUAGUUUCAUUACUUACAAAUAUAAAUAACACUACCACCAACCCAAACAAUAACAAUGUAAAUAAGGUAAGAAGUUAUUACAAUCAUUUAGUACCAAGCAAAGUAAAUGAAAUUGAUUUUUGGUGUAGAUACUUUUUUAAUCAAGAAUUAAAAAAUCAAUAUCAUAAAUUGUUAUCAAAUACUCAAGAUGACGAAGAUGAGGUAAAUUGGGAUGAUGAUGAUGAAAAUAAUAAUGAAAAUAAUAAUGAAAAUAAAGAUGAAAAUGAAAUUAAAGAUGAAAAUGAAAAUAAAGAUGAAAAUAAUAGUAAGAAUGUUGAUGAAAUUAAAGAUGAAAACAUAGAAAAAGUGGGAGAGGAUAAGAAAGAAUUGGUUGGUGAUAAUAAAGAUGAAAAAAUAGAAAAUGUUACACAAGAGAUUCAACAAACUUUAAAAAUAUCAGAAGGAAUUAAUCACCCACUUUCGCCCAAAGCUACUGAAACUAUCAUUGAAACACCUGUAAAUAAUGUAAAUAAUAAUAAUAAUAAUAAUAAUAAUAAUAAUAAUAAUAAUAAUAAUAAUAAUAAUAAUAAUAAUAAUAACAAUAACAAUAAUAAUAAAAAUAUCAAUCCAUUGGAAGAACAAAAUAGAUUUAUACAACAACAACAAAUACAAAUGCAAAUGCAACAAAAUCAAAAUUUAAGAAGGAAAGUUGGUUCAAUGGGUGAACUUAAUGAUUGGGAAGUCAUUGAUAAAAGAUCUUCUUCUGAAGAUAAUGAAGAAAAUGAUGAAUGGGGCGCUUGGGAAUAA